Messenger RNA from Notechis scutatus (mainland tiger snake), 2654 nucleotides. The record is from RefSeq and is a predicted model, not a curated record. Lineage: Eukaryota; Metazoa; Chordata; Lepidosauria; Squamata; Elapidae.
GGCGGGGAAUAGAGUGCGUAAGCAAGAGAAGACUGAAAUGGGAAGCGACUGUGGCACGUGGGUGCAGCGAUGGGCAAAAAAGAGAAGAAAGUUGCUGUGGCUUCCGCUGCUCCGCGGAAGGGGCUUCUCGCCCGUGGUAGAGAGAACCCAAAACAGACAGAGUAAAGAAAAUUAAGAAGCUAAAAGUGUUCUAGAAAUUUAAAAUGCACAUAGAUAAACACUUGCUACAUAACCCCCCAGAUUCAGCAAUUGUCAAUAAGAAAGGCAAAAAAAACCAUAUGAAGAAAAAAGCAAAUUCAAAACCAGAUUGCCUGAAUGAGCAAGAAAUUCCAUAUCGGUUGCGGGAAAUCAUGAGGAGCCGGGAUGAUCUCAAAAACCCUACCCGCAAGAAGAAGAAAAAGAAAACUGCAAAUAAGCAGAGGCCUCAGUCAGAGGGUGACAUACCAGUACCGAAGUUCAGGAGACGGCGAGGGGAGACAGAAAACUCAUACAAUAAACGCAUGGACCGGGAAAUUGAGCACGUGCGCUUCCUCACUGAAAACCAGAUGCAACGUGAGCCUGAAAAAGAGAUACAAGUCCAAGAAAAGUCACAGAAGAAGAAAGAAUUUCAGAAGAAGAGGCUGGAAAAAAUACUUAAGCAAAAAACAGAGAAAAAAAUAACCAUGUUGGAGAAGGACCUUUUCAAAGACUCAGUAAAAUUUGGAGAAGUUGCUCUACAGCCUCCCACACUUACAGCGAAACCCAGGAAGAGUGUUAUCAAAGACAAGGGUGAUCAAAGGCAGCAACUUCUGCUAACGUCUCUUUUGGGCUCUGGCAGAAAGGCCAGUGUUAAAAAAUCAGUCCAUGCCUCUCUCGCUCGCCAAAGGAUCGUUCAAGAGGAGAGAGAACGGGUUGUCCAGGCUUAUCGGGAUAUAAAGAAAAGGAAACAGAAGCAGCAACAGCAGUUGAAGGAAAGCUUUCUUGCUAUAGACAAACUAAAGAAACCAGCCUGAGUUGGCAGAACAGUUCUAUCAUUCCGAGAAACACGAUGCCAUUACAAACCAAUUGUAGAAUGACAAGCCAAGUCUGCUGUCUUUCUCUUUUCCACUUCGAAUGAGAGUAACCAGCAGCACUGAUAACCAGAAUAACAGCUGAGCAAUCCAAGUUUACACACUUUGCUUUUCUGAGCAGACCAGUUUUUUUAAAAAGUGUUUCUUGUAUCCCAGUUUGUUGAAUUUGUAACAUGAAAAACACACACCCCAUACUUGUUACUUCCAGAAGGAUUAGCAAUUCAAAUUGACUACAAGAAUCAGAGCUAGUUUUCAGGUACCAAUCUAUAUUGAUGUUUUUUAUAAGCCUCCUUCUGAUGUUGUGGAAAACUUCUCCAGAUAGACAUUGCAUUCCUUUUGGAAUUUUUUUAAUCUAUAUGUUUUCCCUAUACAUGGAUUAUCAAAAAAAAGAAAGAAAGUGAAAAACCAAAACAAUCCAGGCUGGGUCCCUCUUUGGAGUUUAGUUACCAGUUUCUGAAUCAAAGUGAAGAGCUUGGACCAUCUCCUCCAAGAUGUUAUCAGAGGCAGAUGAAUUGGAUUAAAAUAUGUUCCAAUACAAAUGGAUCUUGUUGCUAGUUUUGCUGGCUCUCGUCGAAUAUGAUUUCCUUGCAGAAGAGAAAUUGGACUGCUACUCCAAGGGCAGCUACUGUAUGGACAUCCACCAUUAAAUAGCAGCAAAAACUUUGAUUGGAUGAAAGGCCUUAAGAUAGGAUAAGGCAGAAGGUACACUUCCUUGGCAGAGGUUUAAGAUGAAGAGGAAGCAACAUGUUUUAUUUUGCAGAGCAUUUUUGCCAACUUUACGAAAGCGAUCAGAGGAAAACGAUGGUACCAUCUUCUGUCUUGCCCUUCCAAAUCCUGGUGCUGUUGUGCAGAAACAAGAACAUGUAUUGGCAAAAACCAAUGAAAGAACUUAAAUAAGGAAAUAAAGUGGUAUUGCUAUGCCCGGCAACAGUCACACUGUGUUCUUGACUCUACAAGCCAAAAUUAUUUUAAAAGUGGUGUGAAAAAUGACUUCAAAAAAAAAAAAAAAAAGCAAGUGUGUAUUUGUAGGAUGAAGUUCUCAAAACAAAGGUGACUGAGAAAGUGAGGUAGCAAAAUUUUGAGCAGUCCAUAAAAAGCAGAAAUAGUUGGUUGAUUGGAGGAGGGAAAAAUACAAAAUCUUUAGUUGAGAAAUACAGUAAUUUGUAUUGGGCAAAUCCUGAGGGGUGGUUGGUCCUAAAGAAGGGACUGCUGGUGUGUGGGCUUUGGAUGAUGCAGCACAGAUUUGUCAAUAGAUGGCAGGAUUUGUACGUGAUGAGGAAUUCUUUUCCUUAAGCAAGCUCUUUCUCUGAAGCAACCUUUUUACUUUAUAAUGGAAGAAUGUGGUACAGAGAACAUCCUGUGUAUAUUUCCUGUAAUUCCCCCUGCGGUUAUCUAUAGUUUUAACACAAUUUCUGAUGUUCCAGGAAGAUGUUCCGCUAAAACCUUUUAAAACGAAAUAUAGCCUGUAUUUUGCUACUAUCUCUGGGUGUAUUGUAUAGGUCAGUGAUGGCAAAUAUUUUGGGCUUGGCAUGUAAAAAAAUCAGAAAAUGUCUAAACCUGACUGCUGGCAUGUCAUACAUACACUCCAAUUAAAGAGAAACCAUU